GCCAGCCAGUGAGCGGAGGCUGGGAGAGGGAGGAGCAGAUCUUGAUGCAGAGAUGCUGCAGUGGCUCUGGGAGCGCACACACGCGCGCCCUCACUGCCACCGCCGCCGCCGCUGUGGCCGCCGCUGCACCAGGAUAGCCAGCGACUGAGGCCGGCAGGGGCCUCCAGCAGCUGCCCGAGAGUUGGCUGCGGGGCCGUCUCUGCUCACCAACCCCAGCAGCAUUCACCUGCCCAUCCAGCCCCUUCCCUCACUGCAGGUGCUUCUCAGCCUCCAGCCCGGGGCGCCUCAGCUGGCCUGAGGCUCCUCUCCUCAGAUCCCCUCCUCCACCUGCACAGGCCACCAUGGGGACACCCCCCAGGAUGAAGCCACACCUGCCGCUGCUGCUGCUGGCCACCUCAGCCCUCGUCUCCUCCCCAGCUUGGAGUCUGGCCCAAGGAUCCCCAACCACGUUUGGGCCUGUCUUUGAAGACCAGCCUCUCGGUCUGCUGUUCCCAGAGGAGUCCACAGAGGAGCAGGUGACACUGGCAUGCCGGGCCCGGGCCAGCCCUCCUGCCACCUACAGGUGGAAGAUGAAUGGCACCGAGAUGAAGCUGGAACCGGGCUCCCGUCACCAGUUGGUAGGGGGCAACCUGGUCAUCAUGAACCCCACCAAAGCACAGGAUGCCGGUGUCUACCAGUGCCUGGCCUCAAACCCCGUGGGCACCGUGGUCAGCAGGGAGGCCAUCCUCCGCUUCGGCUUUCUGCAGGAAUUCUCCAAAGAGGAGCGAGACCCAGUGAAGGCCCACGAAGGCUGGGGUGUGAUGCUGCCCUGUAAUCCACCUGCCCACUACCCAGGCUUGUCCUACCGCUGGCUCCUCAACGAGUUCCCCAACUUCAUCCCGACGGAUGGGCGUCACUUCGUGUCCCAGACCACAGGGAACCUGUAUAUUGCACGGACCAAUGCCUCGGACCUGGGCAACUACUCCUGCCUGGCCACCAGCCACAUGGACUUCUCCACCAAGAGCGUCUUCAGCAAGUUCGCACAGCUCAACCUGGCUGCAGAAGAUCCCCGGCUCUUUGCACCCAGCAUCAAGGCUCGGUUCCCCGCAGAGACCUACGCACUGGUGGGACAGCAGGUCACCCUGGAAUGCUUUGCCUUUGGGAACCCCGUCCCCAGGAUCAAGUGGCGCAAAGUGGACGGCUCCUUGUCCCCGCAGUGGGCCACCGCCGAGCCCACCCUGCAGAUCCCCAGCGUGAGCUUCGAGGACGAGGGCACCUAUGAGUGCGAGGCAGAGAACUCCAAGGGCCGCGACACCGUCCAGGGCCGCAUCAUCGUGCAGGCUCAGCCCGAGUGGCUCAAGGUGAUCGCAGACACAGAGGCCGACAUAGGCGCCAACCUGCGCUGGGGCUGCGCAGCAGCUGGCAAGCCCCGGCCCACAGUGCGCUGGCUGCGGAACGGGGAGCCCCUGGCCUCCCAGAACCGCGUGGAGGUGCUGGCCGGGGACCUGCGGUUCUCCAAGCUGAGCCUGGAAGACUCAGGCAUGUACCAGUGUGUGGCGGAAAACAAGCACGGCACCAUCUACGCCAGCGCUGAGCUGGCCGUGCAAGCGCUGGCCCCGGACUUCAGGCAGAACCCCGUCCGGCGUCUGAUCCCAGCGGCCCGAGGCGGGGAGAUCAGCAUCGCCUGCCAGCCACGGGCGGCACCCAAGGCCACCGUGCUCUGGAGCAAAGGCACUGAGAUUCUGGUCAACAGCAGCAGAGUGACGGUGACUCCAGAUGGCACCUUGAUUAUAAGGAACAUCAGCCGCUCGGACGAAGGCAAAUACACCUGCUUUGCUGAGAACUUCAUGGGCAAGGCCAACAGCACGGGGGUCCUGUCUGUGCGAGAUGCAACGAAGAUCACCCUGGCCCCCUCCAGUGCCGACAUCAACCUGGGCGACAAUCUGACCCUCCAAUGCCAUGCCUCCCAUGACCCCACCAUGGACCUCACCUUCACCUGGACCCUGGAUGACUUCCCCAUCGACUUUGAUAAGCCUGGGGGGCAUUAUCGGAGGGCCAGUGUGAAGGAGACUGUGGGGGACCUGACCAUCCUGAAUGCCCAGCUGCGCCACGGAGGGAAGUACACGUGCAUGGCCCAGACGGUGGUGGACAGCGCGUCAAAAGAGGCCACUGUCCUGGUCCGAGGUCCCCCAGGUCCCCCGGGAGGUGUGGUGGUGAGGGACAUCGGUGACACUACUGUCCAGCUCAGCUGGAGCCGUGGCUUUGACAACCACAGCCCCAUUGCCAAGUACACCCUGCAAGCGCGCACCCCACCUGCGGGCAAGUGGAAGCAGGUCCGGACCAAUCCUGCCAACAUCGAGGGCAAUGCUGAGACCGCCCAGGUGCUGGGCCUCACACCCUGGAUGGACUAUGAGUUCCGGGUCUUAGCCAGCAACAUCCUGGGUACCGGCGAGCCCAGUGGGCCCUCCAGCAGAAUCAGGACCAAGGAAGCAGUCCCUUCGGUGGCACCUUCAGGACUCAGCGGAGGAGGUGGAGCCCCUGGAGAGCUCAUCGUCAACUGGACCCCCAUGUCACGGGAGUACCAGAACGGAGACGGCUUCGGCUACCUGCUGUCCUUCCGCAGGCAGGGCAGCAGCAGCUGGCAGACCGCCCGGGUGCCUGGCGCCGACGCCCAGUACUUCGUCUACAGCAAUGAGACCAUCCGGCCCUACACACCCUUCGAGGUCAAGAUCAGCAGCUACAACCGGCGUGGGGAUGGGCCCGAGAGCCUCACAGCGAUCGUGUACUCUGCCGAGGAAGAGCCCAGGGUGGCCCCUGCCAAGGUCUGGGCCAAGGGGGUCUCAUCCUCAGAGAUGAACGUGACUUGGGAACCUGUGCAGCAGGACGUGAAUGGGAUUCUUCUGGGGUACGAGAUCCGCUACUGGAAAGCUGGGGACAAAGAAGCAGCUGCUGACCGAGUGAGGACAGCAGGGCUGGAGACCACAGCCUGUGUCGCGGGUCUGCACGCCAACACCAAGUACCACGUGACUGUGCGGGCCUACAACCGGGCAGGCACCGGGCCUGCCAGCCCUUCUGCCAACGCCACAACCAUGAAGCCCCCGCCUCGACGGCCUCCCAGCAACAUCUCCUGGACUUUCUCAAGCUCCAGCCUCAGCAUCCAGUGGGACCCUGUGGUCGCUCUGCGAAACGAGUCUGCAGUCACUGGCUAUAAGAUGCUGUACCAGAAUGACUUACACCCGACUCCCACACUGCACCUCACCAGCAAGAACUGGAUAGAAAUCCCCAUGCUGGAAGACAUUGGCCAUGCCCUGGUACAGAUUCGGACCACAGGCCCUGGAGGGGACGGUAUCCCCACAGAAGUCCACAUCGUGAGGAAUGGAGGCACAAGCAUGAUGGUGGAGAACGCAGCGGGCUGCCCGGCCCCAUAUCCUGGCGCCAUCCUCUUCCGUUCUGUGGUGAUGCUCAUCCUCAUAGGCUACCUGGAGCUCUGAUCUCAGAGUCCCUCCCUCCGCAGCACAGCCAGCCACUCACCCCCAUGGACACAGCCAGCUGGCCCUGGCCCCUUCCUGAUGCCAAGAUGGCCCGACGCUGUGCUGAGAGGGGUUGGUUUGAAAUGCCUGCUUUAAAUAGUACCCUUUUGUUGGAAGCAGAAUAUUUUAUAUUCUGCCACAGGACAGAACCAUGCAAGGAUAUUUUCCUUAAAUUGAGGCAUCGGGCAGUGACUUCCAUGGUGAUGCUGAGCCCAAUGCCUGGGCCCCUUGGGGUCCUGGGUGGAAGGAACAGGCCUAUUGGACAAAGGGGUUUUAAGAUUCAUCUUCAAAGCAGCAGAGAUGGCACUCUGAGACUGCAUGUGGCUCUGCCACCUGACAGAGACCUGGACCCAGCAAGACACCAGGCAGGAACAGGCUAAAGAAGUGGGACAAAGCAAAAACAUCAACUUCCCUCAACUAAGGAGGGCAAAGCCUGGGACCAUAGCUUCCUCUCCUCCCCUGAGGAGUGGCAUGACGGGACCUGGCAUUGUCCUCCAUGACUCCGAGCUGCCCUCUCUGCCCUGGUGGCUGAGACCCAGAGCCCUGAUGCCCAGGGCCAGGAGCCUAGACUCCUUCAGGGUGAAGGGAUGGGACUCCAGGCUGCCGCAGGUGAGAGCUGCCAAGUGUUGAGAGGCUGGGACCCCUCGUAGAAAGGGGCGCCUGCCCGGGCCUGAGGCAUGGUCACCAUCCAGGUGACACUGCCUUCCCAGCCAGCACUGCCAACCCAACCCUGUCACCCCAAGCGUGACAGAGCCACUUCAGGUGGCUGGGUGACUAAAGGGCUUGUUUUGAGGAGCCCCCCACCAAGACCCAUCCUGCACAGCUCCCACCUUCCUCCAGCUCUGCCUCCGACUCCCUGGCCCAGCUGCCAGCCGCAAUGCAACACGCACUCUGUCCUUCCUUGUCCUGAGCGUGGGAGGCUUCUGAGCAGGCAAGGACCGACAUGGCCCAGGAAUUCUCUGGACUGCUGGGUGAGACCCGCUCUCCAGACUACUCGGACCACUCUUCCACAUUCCCAGAAGAAAAGGGGAUUAAUAAAGGGACAGCCUACCUUGAACUCAGGGUGUAUUGCCAGUCACAGAGCAUUGGGGCUGGAAGAGGCCUGACAGCUCGACUGAUCACAGCCUGUACUUCACAGAUGACGAAAUGGAGGGCCAGCAAGGGUUAGGGGCUCCUCCAGAUCACACAGCCUGUAAGCGGCAGGGCUGGGAGAAGAACUGAGUCUCCUACCUGGCUGUUCGAGGCUGUGUGUAUGCAGAAGAGGCAUACACACAGGAAGCAGUGCUGGUUGGCCUCGUCCUGGCUGCGAAGGUGGCUGAGGCCACAGAGGCAUGAGCAUCCUCGAGGGUUCAGCUUGGUGACCGCGCACAUCAGGCCUGGUGUGGCUCUCAGUGCAGUCAGCUUCCUGGAGCCAUCCAGGCCCUCUGCCUUCUAAGCCUGGUUUCUACGGGAACUCAACCUGCUGCGCUGGCUUGACGCCCUUGUCCCUCACCCUUGCUGCAGAAAGAGGUCAAAGCAAGGAUGCUACAUGGAGGCUACAGUGGCAGUACAACCAGAAUCCCUAAAGCCUGCACUGUGACAGUGGGCUAUUCACACUUGGGAGCAAUGGGACAGGCAUCUGGAAGGGCAUUUGCCCCCAAAGCACCCUGAGCCUGUUUUCUGUAGUUUACAGUUAGAGCUCUAUUUUGUUAUGGUUUUUAAACUUCUAAGUCCUGCUCUAUUUUGGGGGGCAGGUUUAUGUUGAUGUUCAUCCACAAUUUUUUAAAACCGUAAGCUCACCUUCUCCUCUACUCCCAACUCCACCUGCCCUAGGCCCCCUCGUCUGCUCCUCGCCCCCACACAUAAGGGUGCAGGGGCUCGGCUCCUGGCCAUUCUCUCUUGCAGGGAACUAGAUGGCCUAGCAUCUGUCCCUUGCUGGCUGGGAUCUGACCCAUGCCCAGCUGUUGGAAAGGGGACAGUGAAAGAAAGCAAGCUGCUAAGCUUUGUCUGAUUCUCUGCCCAUUCCUCAGCUUCAGCAGGCAGGCAGGGAGCAGGUGUCUAGUUGCCAGACUUGGGGAUGAUCUGGCUUUCACAGGACCUAAGCUUGCUUAAAGAAAUACAGCCAAGAACUUCCUUCUAAUGAGGUACAUGAGAAAGAGGAAGGCGGAUCUGCUGGGAGAUCCAGGGGACAUAUUUAACCAGGAAACUCUGACCGCUGUGCAGGCAGAAUUUGUUUGGGGAUGUAGAACUAUACUAAAGGCAGAUGAUCCUGCAGCCUGACAUUCCAGAUAGGUUUGAUAAGACAGUAGGUGACUUGAGGACAUGCAUGCUUGCAAAACCCUCUUGCCGAGGUGGCUUGGACAUGUGUUUGCUUGGAGGAGCAGACCAGACUAUAUGGCUUCUUAAGAGUCUCUUCCUGCCCAAGGGUCUGCUACUUUGUCUUCUCUGCUGAGAUGGGCUGGGGGAGCUGACGGGGGUUCAGUCCCUAUCCCCGGAGUCACGACUCAGUCCUAGAUUCUCCACACUAAGCCCCAGAGGAAGUGGCCAGGGAGACGACCACAGACAAGUACGCUGCCUGAGAGGUUAGUGGCCUGUGAAUGACCAGAAGAUGGGACAGCCAGCUAGCAGACACCUAUUCAGAGGCCAGGGAGACAGGUGCCCAUCUGCACACACUGGGUCUGGCUCCAGGUUUGGCUUUUGGGUUCUUGUGGUUUAGGGCAGGGCAGCUCUCCCCAGAAGGAGUCUCCAGGCCUUCAAGGUUGUUUCUACUUUCAUUCGGGGCAGAACUAACACAGACUGUGUCAGGAAGUGGCAGGCCAUGGGGGCAGGGGUGGGGCUAUCUUCUUCCUUAUUUGAUAAAGUAACAACAGGAGAGACAGGAAUUAGAUAUCAGGGAAACUUCUGCAAUGAGACCCUGGAAAGAGUUCAGUGGCCUCUUGUCUAGGGAGCUUUAAGUUUUCAGUUUCAUUGAGAGGUCUGAGCCACAUGAACUUGUGACGUGAGGGGGUGGGAGAUGCCUGAAGUUCUUCCAGAGCUGAGAUUCUUAGAAUCAAGUGCUGAACACAGGAAAUCUUGCAAAGGCCAUCUGCUGUGGUCCCUGCACCUUAGAGGAAGCCAUAAAGGGGGAAGGCUCACCCCAGGGAUUGCGGUUACCACCCAGUGCCUUCCCCAGUGGGCACUGCCCCUGGGCAGUCCCAAGAGCCAUCCACCUGCACUCAGGGCAAGAGCUCAAAAGUUAAGAUGGCUGAGGAUGUGUGAUUCCCCUCAUCCCUUUCCCCUGUCAAACUGAGACUGCCAGUGGGGCUCCUGUGUGUCAGAGGGGACAGCAGUACUCUCACACCUGUGUCACCGGCACAGGUGUGGUGCCAUUUCCCUUCCUCGGACUGAACCUGGGCCAAAGAUGGGUAGGAAGGAUCACAGGGCAUUUUUCUAAGGGACUCCGAGAGUUCUGCAGAAACAGGCAUCCGGUGGGGUGAGGGCACCCCAUGGACUUAUACAUGUGGCCAUUAGCUUUGGAAAGGCAGGGCAUAAAGGACAAUUGAAGAGGAACAAAAAGGGUCAGGUGGCUUUGCCCAGAGCCCCAGGAGCCUCAGAGGCCUAAGGCAUUUUGUGCCCUUAGAUGGGAUACAUCCUCUCAUGGCCCAAGAUGCCAACUGACCACCCACGUCAGGACCUGCAUAGCUUAGAGCUCAGGGUGUGGCACACGCCAGGCCUUUGCUGGACCACUGAUUUGAAGGAUUCUGUUCAAAGGAUGCCACCCACUGGCCCCUGAGUUUGCUCUUGUACUUCUUGUAAUGGUAGCUAUUUACUGAAUCUGGUAGCGGGCAGUUCUUAAAUAAAGAUGGUUUCUCAACCUGC
Messenger RNA from Chinchilla lanigera (long-tailed chinchilla), 7346 nucleotides. RefSeq names its product contactin 2 (axonal) (gene Cntn2). NCBI's taxonomy places the organism in Eukaryota, Metazoa, Chordata, Mammalia, Rodentia, Chinchillidae. The coding region runs from base 342 to 3470 and encodes 1042 amino acids. The record is from RefSeq and is a predicted model, not a curated record. The transcript is spliced from 23 exons. Gene Ontology annotation, molecular function: protein binding.